Sclerotinia trifoliorum is the source of this 1417-nucleotide messenger RNA. The record is from the annotation of a GenBank genome assembly. Lineage: Eukaryota; Fungi; Ascomycota; Leotiomycetes; Helotiales; Sclerotiniaceae.
GUGUGAAUAGGGGAGAGAGCUCACAGCAGACGGACAAGAAUCUGGUUCUGUAACUUACUUGGAAAUAAAUUUUAUAUGAAGAAUAUAACAUAAUUGUAUUUUAAGUACCUCUACAUCAUCUUUGAAGUCGAUAAAAAUCAGAAUACAUAAAGUAACACUAUAUCAAUGCAAUGAAAUUCGUAAAGUUGUUCUCGAGGACUCAAAAAUCAACGACCUUACGGCCACAAAAUUGAUGUUGAUUAUGUAAUACUGCCUGAGGCCGGGAUAAUUCUUCCGACCAACCCCGAUAAACAUUCUCAGUCAAGAAUAUAUCCUCAACUUCAAGACUACCAUUUAUCCACCACCUACGCAUCCUCCUCUUCAAAAUGGGCGAUGUAAGUAUCUCUUGCAGUUGGCAAUUGUUUGGCACAUUUCACUAACGAGAUUUGCGAUUACAGUACCAUCCUUCCACAGGUGUCACAAACGUGGGAAAGGGACCUAUCUCUUACUCUACAUACAAAUCUCCCUAUGGACCCAAGUACGAUGCGCGAUUUCUCAUGGAAAGAAUGAGAUACUAAUUGGCCCGUAGAUAUAAGAUUCAACCAAACUUUGCUGGAUGGACUCCAAAGGCAGCUACUAGACUGUAGGUAGAGUUUCUUUGGUUGGGCGCGACGUCCCUACAUGAGCCAUCCAUAAAUCAGGACCAUGAUACUACACAUCUGCAUUGGGGAUCGAUCAAUUUUCAGGAUGGCAGAAUUGAGUUAUGAAUCUAGCUAAUAAUGGCAUGCAGUGGCCUUACUUUAGCAGGAUUUGGUGCUUCAGCCGGAUUCUUCGCCCUUUUCUUCUUCUCCGACAUCCCUAAAGUGCGAAAUGAUAUCAUGGUUGUAAGUUGGCACAUUAGCUAUCUCACGGUAUUAUUACUCAUGGUUAAACAGAAAAUCCCAAUUAUCGGUGACCGGUGGAGAAGGGAAGUUCCUGCAUCAGACAACGUACGUUUAUUUCUCCUCAUGCUACAUUAUUGGAAUUGGUAUCGGAGUUUUAGCUCGGAAUGAAAGUCCAUGUAGUGACGCAUCUGCUGGACUCUGGAAUUGCCGUCCACAUCUGAAAGACCCAAUGCUACUAGUGUACAUUGGUUGCUUCCUUCCGAAAUUCCCAUUUAUGGAACCGAGUUCUUGACUACAAUAUAAAACUCCACACCAGCUACACAUCAUUUACUCAUUCAUCAACUAAUACUGUUUCUCUAGCCUUUCUAGUGUUUCUGCAACUGUUGCUUGGGUAGACAGGGUGGAGUGAAGACAGAAAGUGCAUGGGAGACAAAAUACCAGACUGUACAAAAGAGAUUAUAUGAAAUAAACUUCACAUUCACACUCAUCCCAGUAUCUUCACAUCUCCAUUUACUACCCCAUGUAGCAUGUAUCGUUUAGAAUCAUGUAAGACA